Molecule: messenger RNA, 483 nt
Organism: Cryptococcus amylolentus CBS 6039
Lineage: Eukaryota; Fungi; Basidiomycota; Tremellomycetes; Tremellales; Cryptococcaceae
Exons: 2
Coding region: 1-483 (160 amino acids)
Source: RefSeq, a predicted model, not a curated record
AUGCCGUCCCUCGAAACAGCUGGCUUGCAAUCCACCGUUUCCGACAGCGCAACAGGACUCACAAGCACCUUUACUCAAUCAGCCACCGGCACUGGUCUGCAGACCGCUACAAGUACCGGCUAUGUAUACUCGUAUGCCACGAGCAAGAUUGUCAGGACUGCAGUGGCGGCGGGCGUCAUCGUGCUUGCUAUCACGGCGAUAGUAUUGUUCUUCAAGGUCUCAUCGUGGAUCAGACUUCGCCAGCGUCUGCGGCGACAGCGUCUUCUGGCUCUGUCAAUCCAAUCGGAGCGCCAGGCCAAUGCCUAUGAGGUGGCAGCUUGGUCGGAUGAACCUGGAGUGUUGCCUGUAUCUACGCGGGGUCCGGGUUUCGACCAAAGCCGGGAGAGGAAAAGUCGGAAAGAGCGAAAGAAUGAGAUGAAAGCUUGGAAGAGGGGAGGGGCAAAUGCGUACGCCUUGCACGAGUGGGAAGGAGUGGCCUCUUGA